Molecule: messenger RNA, 845 nt
Organism: Paramecium pentaurelia
Lineage: Eukaryota; Ciliophora; Oligohymenophorea; Peniculida; Parameciidae
Source: the annotation of a GenBank genome assembly
UAUGUCAGAUUAUUAUGUACAAUAAAGUUCAGAAUGGUAAAUAUCAUUUACUAAAUUAGUGAUUAUUUAUUUAAAGUCUUAUUAAUUGGAAAUAGUGGAGUAGGUAAAUCAUGUAUGUUAAUGAGAUUUAGCGUAAUAAUUUAAAAAUUUAAAAAUAUAGGAAAACUAAUUUACAAAUCAUUUCUAUAAUACUAUUGGUGUUGAUUUUGUAAAUAUAUAUGUUUAAAUACAUUAGAAAAUUAAAGUAUUUUAAAUUGAUAAAUCAACUGUCAAAUUGUAAAUAGUAAACAUACAUAAUUCCAAUAUUUUAGUGGGACACAGCAGGUCAGGAUAGAUUCAGAACUAUUACAAGCAGUUAUUAUAGGUAUUUCAUAUUUAAUAUUAAAUUCUAGAGGAGCUUAAGGAAUCAUUAUAGUCUUCGAUGUUACAGAUAGAGAAUCCUUUAACUAAAUUAGAUAAUGGAUGCAAGAGAUUGAUAAAUUUGCAGCAGAAUCAGUUAAUAAAAUAUUAGUUGGAAAUAAAAUAGAUAGCUCUUAAAGAAGAGUAUCAACAGAUGAAGCUGAAGCAUUAGGUAUUCAAUUUUAUCAUUCAAGCUAAAUCAUUUAAUAUUUCAUAUAUUGAAACAUCUGCUAAAACAAACAUCAAUAUUGAAAAUUGUUUUAGUUUAAUUACUAGGCAAAUCAUCUUAAGAGUUGGAAAACCAAAUUAGUAAACAAUUUAAUCUCAUAAAUAUUAGAAAUUAAAAAAGUAAAGUAGGAAUGAAAUUGUAAUAGAACUCACCAUAAUAAUAAUAAAAAUAAAAUAAAAAAGGAGUUGAACAGGAUAGUUAAUGUUGUAUGCCUUGA